This is a messenger RNA of Zea mays, 1821 nucleotides long. RefSeq names its product SBP-domain protein1 (gene sbp1). The record is from RefSeq and is a predicted model, not a curated record. The transcript has 3 exons. Gene Ontology annotation, molecular function: DNA binding. The coding region runs from base 85 to 1599 and encodes 504 amino acids. Gene Ontology annotation, cellular component: nucleus. Lineage: Eukaryota; Viridiplantae; Streptophyta; Magnoliopsida; Poales; Poaceae.
AAUGAAAUAAAUAAAAAAAAUUCAUCAUGCGGCGCACCAACAAGUGAGUAACGCCUAGGGCUCUCUGUCUCUAUCUCCCCUUCAAUGCAGAGAGUAAUGUCGUCUCUUUCCCUGUCUUUCCCACUGCCUUCAACUCAGCCCUUUUUAACCACCCACAAAGGCCACCACUGCUUCACACUCACACGCACACGUAUAGCUCGAUCGCUCUCUGUGUCCGCUCCUCCUGCCUCCUGCACACACAUACACUCAGAGAGCAUAGUAGCAGUAGCCAGUAGGAUGAUGAUGAACACCAACGCGAUGUCGCCGACAGCAAGUACCGACGCCGACUUCUCGUUCGGCCCCUUGCAGCCCUACGUCGGCUUCGACGUCGCCGGCAUGGGCAUGCCCAGCGUCGUCGUCGAGAGGUCGUCGUCGCUACUGCAGCACAACACCAGCAGCAGCAGCCACAACAACAACCUAGGGCUAUACGACAGUUUCGACUUCGCGGCCGCCGCAGGGUUACCGUUCCAAGAAUCUGGUCUCCUGCCCCCGGCGAGCCUGCCGCUGGCGCCGUCGCCGCAAAGCAUGGCGGCCAUGGCAAUGCCACCGUCGUCGCUGCUGCUGACGCUCCCAGGCGUGCCUGCGGCGGCGGAUGUCGUCUAUAACCCCUUUGGUGGCGGCGGCGCGGGAGGGUUCCUGAAGCGGGAGGACGGCGGCCCCCUCGUGGACGCUGCUGGAGGCGGCGGGAGGAUCGGGCUGAACCUCGGGCGCCGCACCUACUUCUCCCCCGCGGACGUACUCGCCGUGGACCGGCUGCUGACGCGGUCGCGGCUGGCGGGUGGCGGCGUGGGCGUGGGCCUGGGUAUGGGCCUCGGCAUGGGCGUGCUGGGGCUCGGCGCCGCCCACCACCAGCAGCCGCCGCCGCGGUGCCAGGCCGAGGGCUGCAAGGCCGACCUCUCCGCCGCCAAGCACUACCACCGCCGCCACAAGGUCUGCGAGUACCACGCCAAGGCCAGCGCCGUCGCCGCCGCCGGCAAGCAGCAGCGUUUCUGCCAGCAGUGCAGCAGGUUUCAUGUGCUUGCUGAGUUUGAUGAGGCCAAGAGGAGCUGCCGGAAGCGGCUCACCGAGCACAACCGCCGCCGCCGGAAGCCGAGCAGCGCACAGGACGAGGACUCGUCACCGCCACCACCCAAGAAACUGGAUACUUGCAUAACUAAUACUGCCUCUUACAAUGAUGAUCUCAAGAGCGCGAGCAACACGGCAGCUGCGGCCAUCUCGCCGAACGGCAGCGGCGUCAGCUGCCUAGACGUCAUGGACAACGGCCAGACGAGCAGCGCAGCGGCGCCGACGGCUCUGUCUUUGGCCGCCCCGCCGCCGCCGCCGCUGCACGAGAAGGACGGCAGUCUCGACUCGAUGCUGAUGCAGCGGGUCCUGCAGGGCCGACGGGAGGACGACGACGACGAACAGCGUCGCCACUUCAUCACCUCGCUUGUGAUGCAGACGACCCAGCAGCAGCACAGCGGCGGCGGCGGCGCCGGCAACAUCUUGUCGUGCUCGUCGGUAUCAGAUCAGCACAACGGCGGCGGCUGCAACGGUUUCUUUGAGGUGGACUUCAUCUAGUGUAUAAUCAGAUGCAUGACGUGAGGAAAGCAAGCAAAAACAAAGCUGGGUUGGUUUCACUGUAGAGCGGCUAGUAGCCUUUUCUUUUUUACUGUUGUUCUUAGUACGACUUGAGCUAGCUAGCUAGUGGUUGGACUUCUUUUACCAGAUGGAAAUGCUUGUGUACGUAGUAUGUGUAUUCCUUUUUCCUAUUGCGAAAAAUGUAAAUUAUUAUUACGUGUA